Erythranthe guttata (spotted monkey flower) is the source of this 3168-nucleotide messenger RNA. NCBI's taxonomy places the organism in Eukaryota, Viridiplantae, Streptophyta, Magnoliopsida, Lamiales, Phrymaceae. The record is from RefSeq and is a predicted model, not a curated record.
AUGAAUGGGAACUGGAAGGUGAAUGAGGAAGACAUCGAAAAAAUUAUUGCUGAAUACUUUGCUCACAUUUUCAAGUCUACCAAUCCGAGUGAGAGGGAGAUUGAUGAGGUUUUGGAGCAUUUUGAGCCGAGAGUUACGAGCGAAGCGAAUCAGAUGUUAUCCAUGCCUUUCACUGCUGAUGAGAGACUCCCUUCUGCCCUUAAUUUCACCUACAUUGUUCUUAUCCCUAAGGUGAAAAAACCGGAAAAAAUGACAGAGUAUAGACCUAUCAGUCUAUGCAAUGUGAUUUAUAAAUUCGGAUCAAAGGCUAUUGCUAAUCGUCUCAAACCGAUUCUUUGUGAUAUUAUUUCACCUACCCAAUCUGCUUUUGUUCCCAAACGUCUUAUCACCGAUAAUGUUCUCGUUGCUUACGAGAUCAAUCACUUCAUUAAGUCCAACUCUAGUAAUCGAAAUAAUUAUAUGGCAGUCAAGUUAGACAUUAGUAAAGCAUACGAUCGGAUUGAAUGGUUAUUUUUGAGAAAAAUUCUUUGUCGUUUGGGUUUUUUGCCUGGGUUUGUUGAUCUUAUUAUGUUGUGUAUCUCUUCUGUCUCGUACUCAUUUCUCUUUAAUGGUUCACAAUUUGGCUCGCUUCGUCCAUCUAGAGGUAUUCGGCAAGGCGACCCUUUGUCCCCAUAUAUGUUUAUAUGUUGUGUAGAAGCUUUAAUUACUAUGGUUCAGAAGGCAGUCAAUGAAGGUAACUUUCAUGGAAUUAAAAUUGCUCCAUCAGCUCCCACAAUUUCCAAUUUGUGCUUCGCGGACGACACUCUUCUGUUUUGUAAAGCUUCUGAAGCCGAUGCGAUUACUAUGAAAAACAUUCUUGAUCAAUACGCAAGGAUUUCGGGACAAGAGAUUAAUUUUGAAAAGACUAAUGUGAGUUUUUGUCCAACAACUUCCGCGGCUUUGAAGGAGAGUAUUUGCAAUAUUUUGGGUUUCCAAGUGGUGGAUCGACAUGAAAAAUACUUAGGUAUGCCUGUCUCGAUGGGAAGAACAAGAAAAGAAAUAUUUAGUUUUCUUCGAGAUCGUAUUUGGGCACGUAUUAAAGGAUGGGGCGAGAAACAACUCUCAAAUUCCGGAAAAGAGGUUCUUAUUAAGGCUGUUUUGCAAGCAAUUCCGUCAUAUAUGAUGAGUUGCUUUAUGCUACCGGUGGGUCUCAUUAAUGAUCUGGAAUCGGCCAUCCGAAGGUUUUGGUGGGGAAAUGGAAAUGACAGGAAGAUGCCGUGGUUAGCGUGGAAUAGAAUGUGCAUGUCGAAAGCUGAUGGUGGUCUUGGAUUUCGGUAUUUGCGUAGUUUCAAUAUAGCAUUAUUAGCCAAACAAACCUGGAGAAUUUUAAAUUACCCUUACCUUCUAUUAUCCAAAAUUCUGAAAGCUCGUUAUUUCUCCAAUGGUGAAGUUCUCACGGCUGAAUUAGGUUCGCGGCCUUCAGCGACUUGGCGGAGUUUAGUUAAGGCACGGUCUCAUCUGCUCAAAGGUUUAAGAAAGAGAAUUGGUGAUGGCUCAAGCACAUCUAUCUGGGCGGACCCAUGGCUCGGUGACGAUGGAAAUUUCAAAGUUAUUACUCGAAGACCUCUGCACUCGUGUUUCCCAGAUAGAGUCGAAGAUUUAAUUGACCAGACUUCAAAGUCGUGGGAUAUCUCGAUUAUUAAUGAGCAGUUUUGGCCAGUGGAUCGAGAACGUAUUCUGGCUAUACCGAUUGGAAGUUCAUAUGCAUCGGACAAAUGGAUUUGGCACUACACGAAGGACGGAAAAUUUACGGUUAAGUCGUGUUAUCAACUCGCCCUAGUAACAUCACACAACUAUCAUGCUAAUAGGGGUCUAGCGAAUGAAUCGUCGAGUGGACUAUCAAGCAGAAGAUGGAGGAACAUAUGGCAUUUGGCACUUCCCCCGAAAAUUCGUAUGUUUCUUUGGAGGGCCUGUUCUGAUAUACUCCCCACACAAGCCGAGCUGUUUAGAAGAAAAAUUGCCACCUCUCCAAUGUGCAACCAUUGCGGGAGAGAGUGGGAGACACCUAUGCACGUCUUUCUCCGUUGUCGAGGAAUGGAAAAAAUAUGGAAGUCACACCCUUUUGGCAUUAUAGGGCAGCCAAAACCAGUGUCUAUGUGGGAUUGGAUAAUUCAAUGGCAGCAACAGUUAACAGAGGAUUCCUUUCUCUUGGCGGUCGUCGUAGUGUGGAAAGCUUGGGAGUCAAGAAAUCGAGAGAUGCAUGGAGAGCAAGGGAUGGCGAUGGACGAGUUUAUUAGCUGGGGUCUGACUUUUCUCAAUUUGUAUCAACAAGCACAACUUCCUCGUACUCCCAUACAGCAACGCGCUCAUCCAACGGAGUGGAAACCGCCUCGAGAAGGAAUAAUUAAACUGAAUUUUGAUGCAGCUCUUCCAGCUGGUACAGACCAUUACACGGUGGCUGUGAUAGCUCGAGAUUGGCAGGGUCACUGUAUCUUUUGGGCAGCUAGAAGCUUUAGAGGCCGACCAAGGGCAGUCGAUUGUGAAGCUCAUGCUGCACUAUUCGCAUUGACUAGAGCCAAAGAGGAAAGUUGGCCAUCAAUUAUUCUGGAAGGAGAUUGCCUCAAAGUUGUCGAAGCUCUUCGAGGAGAGGAUGCUCAAUCAUGUUCAUUUGGCGCUUAUGUCGAAGAUUGCUGGUGGGAAAAACGGCUAGGGUUUGGAGAGAGAGGGAGGGGUUGUGGUGAAUCCGGUGACGGUGACGGUGACGGCAUGAAAAAAGUGUGGAAAUUGCAACCGCGAAGGAAUGUCUGGAAGUUUCUCCUUGUCGACAAGAAGAAGAAGAAGAAUCCGAAACCCGAGACCCGAGAACCCGAAACACGGGAAAUUUCUGGAAUUCCACACGUGUGGUAUAAAGGAAAUCCCAAAAAAUGUCAUCCUUUGCUCUUCGAAAGGUUGAUAAAAGCUUCCAGAUUAGCUAUUGAUGUCUACAACAAAACACAUCCCAUAAAAUACAGAUUUGUGGAGCUGAGCUAUGCAACUGGAGUAACAAUAAUGGUGGGUUUGACAAUUACCGCAGAGGAGAUCAACAACGGUGAGUUAUGCACUUUUGGAGCUCUCGUUAACACCCUCAGUAAUACUGUCAAGUCCGUCAAAAUCACCCCUCCCUCCUUGCCUGUGACCUUUGAUGGGUAA